This is a messenger RNA of Portunus trituberculatus (swimming crab), 2046 nucleotides long. RefSeq lists its product as uncharacterized. The coding region runs from base 1036 to 1794 and encodes 252 amino acids. Gene Ontology annotation, molecular function: DNA binding. Gene Ontology annotation, biological process: DNA integration; DNA transposition. The record is from RefSeq and is a predicted model, not a curated record. The transcript has 4 exons. NCBI's taxonomy places the organism in Eukaryota, Metazoa, Arthropoda, Malacostraca, Decapoda, Portunidae.
GCACCGGUACGUACCGGUACUGAAAUUAGCGGUACUUGCCCACCACUACUAACUGCCAACUGUGAACUGACUGAGUAAGCCUACUCGUCGUGUACUCGUACAGGUCUCUCUUUCCUUCACCCAAGCCCGUGUGUUGGACUGUUGGCACUGUUAGGCUUGUUCUUAGGAAUUGGACUAUUCCAUUAAUGUCUGGGUGGUUGUGCGGCAUGCACCGCCUUCUUCCCCAACAAAAUACCGAAAAAAAAUCUUUACUCUUUAGUUUGAAGGCCUGUAUUACAUUUUCAACGCAUAAAUUGAACAUGUAAUUGAAUUAUGAAAACGGAGUAAACCGAGUAGUACUCACUCAAAUCCAAAAACCGAGUAAACCGAGUACUACUCGGACCAAAACUGCCAUCCCUAAUGAGAGACUCGUGAGGCGUGACCGCCUGGAGUGGCGCCAGAGGGUAGGCGAGACGACGUGCCCCCUGGCGUAUGCCUCCAAUGAUUGAUUGUAGACCAAGCUGCCCUUGUUUACAUUUGGCGCCACGGCCCACGAGUCACACGACACAGAGGCCCCACACCGGUGACACCCACUCCUCCAGCCUGACAGGCAACAACGGUCCCUCUAGGAGUACGCGUCAGCACUCACCAAACUGCACAUCACCCUCAGGAAACUUCGUGACUACUUAAGAUUGUUAGUGAUGGUGAAGUGUGCAGCAAUCAACUGUCAUUCUGGGUACAGGCCCACCAAGGCAGAAAAGACAAAUAAUGUAUCUAUCGCAGAAGAAAUCGACGCACCCAACAAAUCCUGACGCUCGAUGGCGCCACGGUUUUAUUUCGGCAUGCCAAUUCUAUACAAAAUUUAUUUGACAAAUAAUACCUACCUGGCAACUCUCCGCUUGCAAGUGUCAUAUAUUUAAAUUGUGAGUGACUAGUAACCGUCACACCGGCUUAGUGGGAGGGUGAGCCUGGUGAGGUGAUGUCCGCGCUCCCCUCCUACGCUUGUGACACAAGCUGCUCAUUGUUUUACCGCUGGCAUCUUCCAUUACGCUUAAAAUGGGACCUACCAAGCUGGACAUGCAGGAGAAGAGCAUGAUUAUGGCUUUGGUUGGCGAAGGAUUAAGCAACCGGGAAAUUGGAAGAAAAUUAAGAAGAUCAGAGUCUGCUAUCCGUCGCACCAAGAAAGCUGCUGCCGUGCUGGGGUCAGGUGCAGUGCCGGAAAGGAAGAAAGGGACAGGCAGAAAGAGGAAGACACACCCAAGGACUGACAAGCUGCUGGAGCGUGAAGUGAAAAAAGACCCUUUCAUCACUGCCAAGGAACUGAAGGAAGAACACGCCAAUGUGUUGGGAGAGGUGUCAGUGCGAACGAUACAGGAUCGUCUGCAGAAACACCUCAAGUUGCCAUGUCGUCGCACUGCUCGCAAACCUCUCCUUACUGAGAAAAUGAAGAAGCAGAGACUUGAUUUCUGUAAAAGAGGUAAGAAGGUGUAUGCCCUAGAAAAGAGAGAAGCCAUGCAGAGAGGAAGACUUUCAAAGCCUGAGGAAGGGAAAGCCAGCAUGACGAAUCUGCAAAUCUUGUCCAUCAUUAAAGAAGAAUUUGAUGAAAAUGUAUUGGAUUGUGAUCCAUUAUCCUGUACAAACAACAGUCCUACCACUAUGGAUCUUCAGCAGCCUGAAGACCACAUUCCGUUUAUGGACACCAGUAGUACAAAACCUGACAGUGAAUGGCAGUUUGUGCCUUGUGCUGCUCCUCCAGCCAACACUCUUCCAUCCAGCCACAACCCGCACCAGAAACACCUCAAGGAGCAACACUAACCUCACAAGAAUUAGCUCUCCAAGAAUGUUGUAGAUGUCAGCGCAAAGAGCACGAGUUUGAGGCUAAGUUAAAAGAAAUGGACUUGAAAUUAAGGGAAUCAGAAUUAGACUUGAAACACAAAGAGGGUGCUUUGAAAGAUGCUGAUCUAAAACUUAAAGAAAUGGAGAUGAAAAUAAAAGAGGUGGAAUAUAUGAUUAAACAAAAACAAUUGGAAGCAUUGCAAAAUCAGUGAAAUAAAGUUAAGGAUAUAA